Messenger RNA from Bipolaris maydis ATCC 48331, 150 nucleotides. The record is from RefSeq and is a predicted model, not a curated record. Lineage: Eukaryota; Fungi; Ascomycota; Dothideomycetes; Pleosporales; Pleosporaceae.
AUGGAGUACUUUAGACCAGAUCCAGAGAUAGAUCGGGCUUGGAGGGAACUAUUACAUAGCGAAUCUCCAUCAAUAGGCAAAGAAGAAGCUAGUCAAUUUACUGACGAACCCGUCUCACCUCCUACCAGUAGAGAGUACCAUUUCGAGUAA